ACUUUUUUUUUUUUUUUUUCUCCAACAUUUGUGGCACUGGCGUGGCGCCCCCUGAUGGACGGCGCCCUUAGCAUUUGCCUAUACGGCCUAUGCCACGGGCCGGCCCUGGCUCCUAUGACGUCAUGUUGCAGUUUAAUGUGUGUUGAGGGAAUUGGUAUAAAUUGACAUUUGUUUUAUUGACGAUGAUUGUGUUGAGAUGAAAUGUUUAAUUUUAAGUACAAAAAAAAAAGGGGCGGGGGUCCGGUGCACCAGGCUGGCACCGAGCUGAUUUGGGAGGAUGUAGCCGGAGAAGGACGCAGUGUGGGCGGGUUAACGCACGCCGAUCGAAGGAGGGAGGGGGGGGAUGCCAGCGUAACAUACUCACUCCAUCUCUCCUCUCCUACACAGACAAGCAAACAAGGACACCGCUCCCGUCGUCAUUUGCCAGCCUUCUCUUUUCGUGUGUGUGUGUCAUUUCUUCCCACCUCCAUCUUCUGCCUACCGGGAGUUUGAGGUCCUGUUUAGCCGAGGCAGGCGCGUGAGAGGCGGAUGCUGUGCGAGGAGGCUGUGGGGUAUACACCGCCAUAGGAGCAUCAUCUCUUCAGCCUUCAACACGAUGGACAGAAUGACAUUUCUCUCAUUCUUCUUCCUUUGCUUGACUUCGGUUGCCAGUGGCAACAAAGCCAAUAAACACAAGCCAUGGAUCGAGACCGAGUACCAGGGAAUCGUUAUGGAGAACGACAACACCGUGCUCCUGAACCCGCCGCUCUUCGCCCUGGAUAAAGACGCUCCUCUGCACUACGCCGGUGAAAUUUGUGGCUUUAGGGUCCAUAAUGGCCCCUCAGGCUCAGGUUCUGUCCAGUUCGAGGCGGUGGUCCUGGACCGCUCCACUGGCGAGGGUCUGGUCCGCUCCAAGGAGCCGCUGGACUGCGAGAGCCAGCGGGAGCACAGCUUCACCAUCCAGGCCUACGAUUGCGGCGAGGGGCCUGAUGGAGUCAACAGCAAGAAAUCCCACAAGGCCACUGUGCACGUACGUGUCAAUGACGUCAACGAGUUCUCUCCCGUGUUUGUGGAGCGUCGCUACGAGGCGUCGGUCCCCGAGGGACGUCUCUUCGACCGGAUCGUACGAGUGGAGGCUCUGGAUGCUGACUGCUCGCCACAGUACAGCCAGAUCUGCUUCUAUGACAUCUUCACUCCCAAUGUGCCCUUUGCGAUUGACAAUGACGGCAACAUUAAGAACACUGAGCCGUUGGACUCCAAACGUCAGCGCGUUUACACCUUCUGGGUGACCGCUUUCGACUGCGGAAAGAACCGCGCUCAAGCUGAUGCGCAGGUCGUCGUCACGGUCAAGCCGUCCUGCAAACCUGGCUGGAUGGGUUGGACUAAGCGAGUGGAGUAUACGCCUGGAUCAGGUAGCAUCCCGCUCUUCCCCAGCUUGCAUUUAGAGACGUGUGAGGAGACCGUGUGGAACAUCCAGGCCACCGUAGAGCUUCAGACGGGCCACAUCGGCAAAGGCUGUGAUCGAGACAGCUACUCUGACAGAUCUGUGCGACGACUUUGCGGUGCUGUUCGGGGCGAGGUGGACCUUCUCCCGCCUCCGUCACCCGCCGCCAACUGGACGUCAGCUCUUCCCACGCUGCCCUCCUCGGAUUCCUCCCUGGUCUUCUCCUUUAACGGCUCAAACCACGUGGCUGUUGUGCCCGACUCGGUCGUCUCUGGGCUGUCUGGCGACCAUUUCACUUUGCAGCUGUGGAUGCGCAGGUGGGGCACCAACGUCCAGCCCGUGGCCGCUCAGCCUAAAGGGAGUCGCAAGGAGGAAGAGACCAUUGUGUGUGGCACCGUCAAGAAUGACGACUCGUUCUCCCACUAUUCCCUGUCAGUGCACGGCUGCCGCCUCUCUCUCUUCUACUGGCCCGACGUUUCCGCUGCACGCCCCGUCAAGUUCUUGUGGAAACUGGAGCAGGUAUGCGACAGCGAGUGGCACCAUCUGUCACUCAGCGUUCAGUUCCCUUCGGUGACCCUGUAUGUGGACGGUGUGACCUUUGACCCUGCCCUCAUCCACGACAAUGGUGCCCUGCCUAACCCGGUCCCCCGCCAGAGAAUGCUUAUUGGCGCCUGCUGGGAGUCAGAGGAGAAGCAGAAGGAAAUAGUGAACAACAGCAUUCCAGAAGUAAAGUACGUGGGAGGCUUCCACGGCCUCUUGUCGGGGGUGACGGUGCGUCCAGGCAGCGUGGAGCCUCACAGCGUGGUGGAGUGUCUCUACGCCUGCAGAGAGGGGCUGGACUUUGGAGACCUCGAGACUUUGGGCUCCGGAAUGAAGGUGCACGUGAACCCGAGCCAGUCUGUGUUGGUGCUGGAGGGGGAUGACAUUGAGAGUUUUAACCGUGCCGUGCAGCAGGUGACCUACAGAAACUCCCUACGCUUCGCCACGCCGGGAGUGCGACCCCUCAAACUCACCACCUCGCUCAGAUGUUUCAACGAGGAGAGCUGUCUGUCCCUCAAACCCCUGGAAGGGUACCUGGUGGUCCUCCAGCCCGAUGCUCCACAGAUCUCCCUGUCCGGGGUCGGCCCCCACCUGGCUCGCCCUGCUCCCGAGUUCGAAGGUCCCCGGGGCGUCCCCCUUUUCCCCGAGUUGCGCAUCGUCUGUUCUCUCACUCACGCCGUCAACACGGCUGCGCAGGGGAUGGAAGGCGGCGCGCUGAUGUCAGACGCCGUGGCCCACACUUUGGAUGGCUGUGAGGUCCAACCUUUGGGGGAGGAGCUUGACCCAGAGAGGGAGGAGCUUCUGUUGGAGAUGGACGUAGUCCGAGAGCGGGGCUUGGAAAUCAUCAAUACUACUGCCUACAUUGCCAUCACAGGUGCUGAAUCCAUCUCUGUGUAUGAGGACGUCCUUCGCUCAGUCCGCUACCGACUGUCCAGAAGCUCGUCCCGCUUCGAGAGACGGUUCCGUCUGUCCUGCUCCGAGAUGAACGGCAGAUACACCAGCAAUGAGUUGACUCUGGAGGUGAACUUCCUCCACUCCUUGGACAGCAUGUACCAUCCGUCCCACCUGAUGGCCUCCCAGCAACAGUUUCUCCAUCAACAUGCAGGCGAGCUGAGUGGGCACGCUCUGCCCAGCCAACAUCGCAACACAGUGGUACCUGGGGCCGCCACCGUCAUCAUCAUGGUGUGUGUGGGCUUCCUGGUCGUCAUGGUGAUCCUCGGCGUUUUCCGAAUCCGCUCCAUCCAUCGCCGCAGCGAGGAGGCCCGGGAAGCGGCGAAGGAGGGAGGCUGCCAGUGGGACGACUCCGCCCUCACCAUCAUCGUCAACCCCAUGGAGUCGUACGAGUCUCGCAUGGGCAUCUCUGCAGACACGGAGGGAGAAGGCGAGGAGGAGGAGGAGGAGGAUGAGGUGGCGGAGUCGCCUGACAACACCAGCGACGACCAGCGGAUCAUCAUCAAGAAGGAGGGGAGAGACGGCAACGCCCGCCGCUACUGAGCUAAAUGUAAACCCUGCACUCCCUUCUCAUGGAAACCACCGGUCACGAUACUUUUAUGAUCAUGUAAGGAAUGUAUACCUGCAAACACCAUGCACAACACAUCCAAUGUAAUAUACCCGGCCACACACACCACGCCAUACGUGACCUAUAGCCAACGACGGGGCGCUUGUUCUCCACUUAAAUGUUCAGUGGCACAAUGUACACAGUCAAUGUCAAAUAAUGGUGUCAGCCACCUAAAUAAUUUGUGGUGCAUUACAAUGGUAAUGUGUCUGUAUAGCGCGAUGCUGGAUGAAUGAGGUUGCGUUCUUUUUUUUUCUUCUUCUUUUCUUUUAAGAUUGUAUUGUGUUUGGUUAUCGACCACACAAUUUCAAUACUCGCUCUCCACAUGCAGACAAUGACUUACAAAGUCAGCGCACAAGCUGUCUCGUCCCUCCUCGCGAUCUCUCUCGACACAUUCCGUACCAAACUUACGUUUUGUAAAGCAUUCAUCAACAAAGAAGAAGUAGCGCCAUGUUGAAAAACAGAAAAAGGAUCAAUGCGUCAAAUUACCAGAAUGUAAGUAUGAGAAAACAGUAAAAUGCUAUUAAA
Molecule: messenger RNA, 4046 nt
Organism: Nerophis lumbriciformis (worm pipefish)
Lineage: Eukaryota; Metazoa; Chordata; Actinopteri; Syngnathiformes; Syngnathidae
Gene: clstn3
Product: calsyntenin 3
Biological process (GO): positive regulation of synaptic transmission; positive regulation of synapse assembly; homophilic cell-cell adhesion
Cellular component (GO): cell surface; postsynaptic membrane
Molecular function (GO): calcium ion binding
Source: RefSeq, a predicted model, not a curated record